Molecule: messenger RNA, 2061 nt
Organism: Ilex paraguariensis (yerba mate)
Lineage: Eukaryota; Viridiplantae; Streptophyta; Magnoliopsida; Aquifoliales; Aquifoliaceae
Source: the annotation of a GenBank genome assembly
AUGGCUGACCAAAAAAGAAGAGAAAAUAUGGGGGAGAUUGAUACGAAAUCAAUUGAAUCAGUUCAAGCUGCAAUCACCUUGUUUGAUGAGAGAAAUGAUCAGAGGAAAAUCCGAUCCUGUAGCAGUGAUGAAUUGGAGAAGGUGACAGAGCUUGAAGGCCUAAUAAAGGACUUGGCCAAUGUCAAGAUUCAAUUGGAGGCAAAGGACUCUGCCUAUAAAAAAGCCGUUCAAAGGCUAGACCACAAUCAAAAAACAGCCGCUGAACUUUCAAGCUUACUAAAGAAGUACGAGUUUGAGAAACAUUUAGCCAUCAACGAAUGUAGACAAGGUAGGGUGCGCGAGGAAGAACUAGAAUCCAAAAUGAAGGAGAUGGCUGAUCAACUGGUGGAGACUGAAAAGGUCAGAGAGCGGCUUUCACAGGUUAUAAGGGAGUCAAAUGCUACACAAGGGGAACUACUUAGCAUGGAAACAGAACUUGCUGCGGUUGGAGAAGCAAACGUUGAGGCCAUGACACGAGCAGAAAUGGCGGAAACUGCUUUAGGCAUGGAGAAGGUGAAGACAGAAGGGCUUCUGAGGCAUGUAUCAGAGCUUAACGAGACUAUUCUUCACUCAAAUCUUGCUGCUACUGAGGCAGAGAAAGAAAAAUGUGCAAUUUUAUCUGAAAAAGAGGCCGAGUUAGAAUUAGCGACAGCUGACAUAGUCGAAGCACAGGAACAGCUAGGAUGCAUGAGAAAACAGCUUGACAUGAUGCAGAAUUGGGAGAAUCAACUACUGGCAAAGUCUAUGUUUAUUGAUUCUCUGCAGUUGGAACUUAAACAACUGAAUGAGCUACAAGUUUCAUCCCAAAAAGCUGCCACUGAUGCCAUCGAAGAAUUAAACCUACUAAAAUUGAACAUGGAAUUACAGGAAAGAAAGAACUCAGAUCAGGCAGUUUAUAUCAGUUUACUAGAAACGGAGCUGAAUCAAUUAAAGUUAGGACAUAGUAAAGCAAAGGAAGAGGUGAGGGGAUUGAAUUGUGAUAUUGAAACAAUGACAGGGGAGUUAGAGAAGAUUAAAAUCGAGAUGGAUGAGACCAGACAGAAAGCGACUGAAGCCCAAGUUGAGAUAGCGUUGCUGAAAGCUGAACUUCUUAAAGGGAGGUCAAAAAUUGCUGCCGCUGAGGCAGCUGAAGCAAGAGCAAUGGGCGAAAAGUCUGGCCUAUAUCGUGCAGUCCAGCAAUUAGCAUUGGAAGCAGAAGCAGCUAAAAAAGAGACUCGAAGGUUACAAGAAGAAUCAGGUAAGGAGGCUGAAGAAACUGAGAACUCUGUCCUCAGCGGCGAAGCCCGAUGUGAAAAUACUUCUCAUGAUGAAGAAAUUACACGAAAUGAUCAAGAAGAGAGAGAAAAUGACACCGAUGCUGUUAUCACAAUUUCAAUGGAGGAAUAUGAGACCUUGAUUAAUAAGGCUGAGAAGGCAGAUCAUGUUCUAGAGCCGGUAUUUGAAAAUAGGUAUGAGUUAGAAAUUUUGAAGAGGGAGCUGGAUAUCGCGACAGUGAAAAUUGGAGAGUUCAGAACACGAGCAGAACAGGCUGCAAGCAGGGCUGAGGCAGCCGAGAAGGCUAAAGCAGCACUUGAGGAACAUAUAAGACGGUGGAAAGAGCAAAAAAAAAGGAGAAGGGCUGCUAUAACAGCACUUCGCGAGGAAUCGAUUUCCAGAGAAAGCUAUAGUUUGAGUGAUGAGCAGGCUCCUAAACAUUAUCAGCCAUUAGCUGGAGCUGAUACGGAAUUCGACGGUGUUAUUUCUCACAAGGUACUUCAUACAUAUCAAUGGAACACUAGCUCAGACCUUGCUGGAGAGAUGGCUGCUUUAGCUUUCUCAUCCAUUGUUUUUGAGGAUAACAAGGCUUACUCCCAAAAACUUGUACAUGGUGCCAGAACCCUCUUCAAGUUUUCCAGGGAUCAGCAAGGCAGAUAUAGUGCUGGUGGUGCCGAUGCUUCUAUUUUCUAUAAUUCCACUAAUUACUAUGAUGAGUAUGUGUGGGGUGCAGCUUGGUUGUACUAUGCUACUGGAAAUUCUUCAUAA